AUGGGCGAGAUCCGGCGGCAGGGAAAGCUCUGCGAUGUGACGCUCAAGGUCGGGGACCACAAGUUCAGCGCUCACCGGAUCGUUCUGGCAGCUUCCAUCCCCUAUUUCCACGCCAUGUUCACCAACGACAUGAUGGAGUGCAAGCAGGAUGAGAUCGUCAUGCAGGGCAUGGAUCCCAGUGCGCUGGAGGCUCUGAUCAACUUUGCCUACAACGGGCACCUGGCCAUAGACCAGCAGAACGUGCAGUCCCUGCUGAUGGGGGCGAGUUUCCUGCAGCUGCAGAACAUCAAGGACGCGUGUUGCACCUUCCUCAGGGAGAGGCUUCAUCCCAAGAACUGCCUGGGUGUCCGGCAGUUUGCCGAGACCAUGAUGUGCACGGUGCUCUACGACGCCGCCAACAGCUUCAUCCACCAGCACUUCGUGGAGGUCUCCAUGUCCGAGGAGUUCCUGGGCCUGCCCUUCGAGGAUGUCCUGGAGCUCGUCUCCAGGGAUGAGCUCAACGUCAAGUCCGAGGAGCAGGUGUUUGAAGCUGCCCUGGCCUGGAUCCGGUACGACAGAGACCAGAGGGAAUCCUUCCUGCCCGAGCUGCUCUCCAAAAUCCGGCUGCCCCUGUGCCGGCCGCAGUUCCUCACGGACCGCGUGCAGCAGGACGACCUGGUGCGCUGCUGCCACAAGUGCAGGGAUCUGGUUGACGAGGCCAAGGAUUACCACCUGAUGCCGGAGCGCCGGCCGCACCUGCCGGCGUUCAAGACGCGGCCGCGGUGCUGCACGUCCAUCGCGGGGCUGAUUUACGCCGUGGGGGGACUCAACUCAGCAGGCGACUCUCUGAACGUGGUGGAGGUGUUUGACCCCAUUGCCAACCGCUGGGAGAAGUGCCAGCCCAUGGCCACGGCGCGGAGCCGCGUCGGCGUGGCCGUGGUCAACGGGCUGCUCUACGCCAUCGGCGGCUACGACGGCCAGCUGAGGCUCAGCACCGUGGAGGUUUACAACCCCGACAGCGACUCCUGGUCCAAAGUGGAAAGCAUGAACAGUAAAAGGAGCGCCAUGGGGACGGUGGUGCUGGAUGGGCAGAUCUACGUGUGCGGUGGGUACGAUGGAAACUCAUCCCUCAACUCGGUGGAGUCCUACUCUCCAGAAACAAACAAGUGGACAGCAGUGACCCCCAUGAGCUCCAACCGCAGCGCUGCCGGCGUCACCGUGUUCGAGGGACGGAUCUACGUGUCCGGAGGGCACGACGGGCUCCAGAUCUUCAACAGCGUGGAAUACUACAACCCGCACACCUCCAGCUGGCACGCGGUGUCGCCCAUGCUGAACAAGCGGUGCCGGCACGGCGCGGCCGCGCUGGGCAGCCGAAUGUUCGUGUGCGGCGGCUACGACGGCUCCGGUUUCCUCAGCGCCGCCGAGGUCUACAGCUCCGUGGCCGACCAGUGGUACCUGAUCGUGCCCAUGAACACCCGGCGCAGCCGCGUGUCCCUCGUGGCCAACUGCGGCCGGCUCUACGCCGUGGGCGGCUACGACGGACAGUCCAACCUCAGCUCGGUGGAGAUGUACGACCCCGAGACCAACCGCUGGACGUUCAUGGCGCCCAUGGUGUGCCACGAGGGCGGGGUGGGCGUGGGCUGCGUGCCGCUGCUCACCAUCUGA
Molecule: messenger RNA, 1644 nt
Organism: Cyanistes caeruleus (blue tit)
Lineage: Eukaryota; Metazoa; Chordata; Aves; Passeriformes; Paridae
Gene: KLHL18
Product: kelch like family member 18
Molecular function (GO): protein binding
Source: RefSeq, a predicted model, not a curated record